AUGUUUGGAUACCCAAUAUUCCCACACUCCUCCUCCGAGUUUCUCAGCGACUCCUUGACGUCGAGAAACUUCCCGUUCUUUCAGCUCACCGUGGACGAGUCCUAUGACUUGGUGAGCAGCAGCAGCAGCGACAGUUACAACUCGCCUAGUUCGCUACUGAGUUACUGCACUCAAAAACAGAGUUUCACGCAAAGGAGCAACAGCAGCCAUUCCCUUCAAAACAAUUGGCUUCAUUCUCACUUUGACUCAAGACUUAACGAGUUUAUUGACUCCGAUUCCGGUCGGGUGAGGAGAGCUUUCAGCAACGGUGAUUCAGAGCAGGGGCGGAAGAGCGGUGGUCGUCGAUCGGAGAGUCCAUUGUGGAACGAGAGUAAUGCGAGUGCCAUAAUUGAAGGAAUGAGCAGAACUCACCGCUACAAUCCUGAGGAAAAGAAACAACGGAUUGAAAGAUACCGAUCUAAAAGAAACCUCAGGAACUUCAACAAGAAGAUCAAGAGUGAUUUGGGAACUCCAUUAAUUUCUAUCAACCCAUUUGGUGAUGAAUAUCCAUACUUUUAUCAGUAUACAUGUAGAAAAACAUUGGCAGAUAGCAGGCCACGAAUCCGAGGACGGUUUGCAAGAAAUGAAGAAAUUGGAAAAACUGUUCCUCGAGUUGAAUGGAGGCAACACGUUGGUGGGGAUGAAGAAGAUGAGAACUGGAUCGAUUUUCUUGAUUCACUCUCUGCAAAUCUGAAUAUUCCGUAG
Messenger RNA from Hibiscus syriacus, 744 nucleotides. RefSeq lists its product as uncharacterized. Gene Ontology annotation, cellular component: nucleus. The record is from RefSeq and is a predicted model, not a curated record. Gene Ontology annotation, molecular function: protein binding. Gene Ontology annotation, biological process: regulation of flower development. The coding region runs from base 1 to 744 and encodes 247 amino acids. Lineage: Eukaryota; Viridiplantae; Streptophyta; Magnoliopsida; Malvales; Malvaceae. The transcript is spliced from 3 exons.